Messenger RNA from Triticum aestivum (bread wheat), 785 nucleotides. Its product is annotated as 30S ribosomal protein S21, chloroplastic. Lineage: Eukaryota; Viridiplantae; Streptophyta; Magnoliopsida; Poales; Poaceae. The record is from RefSeq and is a predicted model, not a curated record. The transcript is spliced from 2 exons. Gene Ontology annotation, cellular component: ribosome. Gene Ontology annotation, molecular function: structural constituent of ribosome. Bases 103 to 531 code for a protein of 142 amino acids. Gene Ontology annotation, biological process: translation.
GGGGAUAAGCCAAGCCUCACCUCCUUCCUUCCCCAGCCUCAUCCAAAACAACUCAAAGAGAGCGCAGCAACCGUCAGAGCCGACUAGUCGAAGGCCACAGCCAUGGCCGCCCCUACCGGCACUUCCAUGCUAAGGGCCCUGCUCCAGCUUCCCCUGGCUCCGUUCUCGGGGAAGAGCUCCGCGCCUUCGGCGGUCCACAUGACCGCCCGCCGCGCGCCGACGCCCGUGCUGGCCGCCAAGGGCUACAACGUGCAGAUCGUGGUGGACGAGAACGAGGGGGAGGACUCCAUCUUCCGGCGCUUCCGGCGGGAGGUGAUGAAGGCCGGCCUGCUCCAGGAGAUCAAGCGCCGCCGGCGGCACGAGAACACCAAGGACAAGAAGAUCCGCAAGGCCCGCGAGGCCGGCCGCCGCAACCGCCGCAGGCGUAUGAUGGAUGAUCGUAGGUUCCCCGAAGAUGAGGGAGACUCAGAGGCUGUGAGAACCCGCCGCGACGAGGACAACGACAACUGGGAGGUUAGCGGUAUUCUGUGAAUGGAAUGAUGACGGAAUUCAUAACAACUUUAGAUGCACAGCUCUGGCAAUUCGAGAUCUUCUUUUGCCUGCAUGGCACAAACUAUAUGAGUCACCAGCCGCCCUUUCCAGUUCAAUUGUACUAUUUAAUUGUACCAAAUGUUAGCUAAUGCAAUCUCCAUUCCGUAUACUUCUGUACUACUACUUUUUUUUUUACUUCAAGAUUCGGCACAUGUUGCGAAUGCAAAGCAUAUACUAUUUAUCAGAUCGUUCAA